This is a messenger RNA of Folsomia candida, 1883 nucleotides long. Its product is annotated as trypsin. Gene Ontology annotation, molecular function: serine-type endopeptidase activity. The record is from RefSeq and is a predicted model, not a curated record. Gene Ontology annotation, biological process: proteolysis. Lineage: Eukaryota; Metazoa; Arthropoda; Collembola; Entomobryomorpha; Isotomidae. Bases 232 to 1257 code for a protein of 341 amino acids. The transcript has 10 exons.
GGAUGCAAUUGAUAAAUGCAGUGGCUGCGGAAGCAUGGGGGACACCGGGUACAAUUUCCCCACAAGAAUAUAUAUGGAUUUCCCCAUUCUUGCAGUGUUACAUGUUUAUGCAUUAUCUUACGAUAAGCACUAUUGUCCUCAAUGUCCCCAUGGUUUCGAAGCCUUUAGAUUUUCCAUUAUAAAACUGCGAGAUAUGUAUGAAACUACGCAUUAUGUACAGACAGCACAAUCAUGAAUCAUCUGGUGACCAUCGUUCUCGCACUAGUCGCUCUGGCUUCAGUUCCAGCCAUACCUAAGAAGCAGACCCAACUAGACGCCUUUACCGGUCUAAACCACGGGAAAAUUGUGGGAGGAGUCGAAGCCGACAGGAACGAAUUUCCCUUUAUUGUCGACAUUCGCCGGGCAUCUCAUUCCUGCGCAGGGUCCAUUAUUAAUGCAGAAUGGAUAGUUACGGCCGCACAUUGCGCUUUACGUGCACCAAUCGACUAUACAUUGGUCGCUGGAGAUCACAACAUUGACAUUGUUGAAGGGACUGAGCAGACCAGACAAGUCGUCGAGAUUCGAAUUCACCCAAAUUACGGAAGCACGCCAAUCCCAAAUAUGGACGACAUUGCCGUCAUGAAAGUUACACCUCCGUUUGAGUUCAACGACGUUGUACAGCCAGUCGUCCUCCCAGGGCUUAAUUUUGUACCGACCGCCUUUGCCACCGUUAUUGGAUGGGGUGUUCUUGCCCAGGGUGGUGGCAUAGCGUCUUCCGUCCUCAUGAAGGUGGAUGUCCCGCAUGUCAAUGAUACCGCUUGUAACACCAUGUACUCCGGAGAUAUCACAUCUACCAUGAUCUGUUAUGGAGAACCUGGCAAGGACGCGUGUCAAGGGGAUUCUGGUGGCCCAAUUGUCUGCGGAGCGGAGAAGGCACUUUGUGGGAUUGUUUCAUGGGGACAUGGUUGCGCUCAACCAGGAUUCCCAGGAGUCUACACAGAAACCUCCUGGUACGGGGAAUGGAUACGAACUGCCAUCACCCCCACUGCAGAAGAUCCCGAACCCGUUGUCGAAGUCACCACCUGCGGCGGCCGUAUCGAUGCAUCCUCUGCCUCUAUCAAGUUCAACUUCGGAUCCCCCAUACUUUACCGACAAAGGUGCGUCUGGACGAUUAACACGCCCUUCAACUCUUUACGGAUUAGCCUCCAAGAGUCCGGCCUUUUCUGGGACGACAAGAUCUACGUCACCCAAUACUCCGCGGCCGGACCAGGCUUAUAAUUUGACCUUAACACGGUCGGAGAAGACUUUACCAUCGAAGGUGGCCUGUACCUCAUCACUUUCAUUGCUGGACCCACAUUUGGCGCCAACGGGUUCGCCAUUACCUACUUUUCCUCUGGAUUUGCCGCCUCAACCCCCGCCUUGACCGGGUUUGCCAGCAUGUCCAACUCCACGGGGAGGUACUCUUACCCAGAAAAUGGUGGCCAAUACACAAACAGAGAAAACGCUCUGGUCGUCGUUAACCCCACCCAGCCUGCCGACCGAACCCUAGCCUUCACCAGGAUGGAUGUCGAGAACGGUUCGUCAUGCUAUAUGGACGGAGUAACCGUGUUCGACUGGAGUAACGCUAUGUACACUCCACGAGCCAGAUUUUGUGGAACAGAGGUUCCAUCCCCAAUUCAAAUUCAGGGAGGUGUUUGCCUCGUCACAUUUACCACGGAUCACAGCGUAACCAGGGAUGGAUUCAGCUUCGUCUGGGCUUAAGUGUGUUUCGUCGAAAGUUUUAAAUUCUCUUAUUUUUAGCUCUUUUUUCUAAUAUUCUUCUCUUGUAAAUACGAUUCGGUAUCGUAUAUUUAGUGAUACAUAAGUACAUGUGUAAAUUAAAAUUGACUUCAUUCCAGCUGAAA